Molecule: messenger RNA, 1017 nt
Organism: Hemisphaericaspora subhashii
Lineage: Eukaryota; Fungi; Ascomycota; Pichiomycetes; Serinales; Debaryomycetaceae
Exons: 1
Coding region: 1-1017 (338 amino acids)
Source: RefSeq, a predicted model, not a curated record
AUGAAUCAUACGAAAGAAGAAGUUGAUUUAGAAGAUGAAUUGAAUGAAAUUCUUCAACCUUCAAAUACGAAACCAAUCAAAUUUAAAAAAACGUCACGUUUUGUUAAGAAUCCGCCCAAACCCCAACGACCAAAACUCUCAUUUGACGAAGACCAUGAAGACGAUGAUGAUGAUAAUAAUGAGAAUACAGCACCCAAUCUAUCAUUCUCCAAGAUAAAACCAUCUGGGAUUAAGUUCACCAAGGACAGAAAUAAAAUAGAAUCAGAUGAAAAUCCAAGCAAAUCAUCAUCUCCUGGUAUUCGAGAUUUAUCUAAAUAUAGAACGCUACAAGCAACGGAAACAGCAACAGCAACAGCAACGGCAACAGAGGACGAAGAAGAAGAGGACGAUGAUGAUAUUGAAAUAGUGAUAGAUCAAGAAAACCCGGAAAACAACCCCGUCUUUGAGAAUAUGCAUGGCUUCAGUUUCCAAAUGCCACCAAGGCUACUGGGGUUUCAAUUUCAAGCACCUCAACCAAACAAUAAGAACUACCAAUUGCCUGAAAGUACAUUUGGAAAGUUUGCUCACUCAAUACCGGGGCUUUCUAAUAGCGGAAACCCUUCCAUUCGACAGCUUGCCAGUGAUCUCGGACAGGAAUAUAAGGAUGUAUAUAAUUAUGAUGAUGGAACUGGGAAACAAGAACCAGAUAAGUUAGAGAUAGACCAGGACAAUGAUAAUGAUUUUGAACUUGAUGAUGAAGAUGCUGGAUUGUAUAAUCCACAAAGGAACAGAUUUGAUCGAAGACGGUAUGAUUUGGAACUUAGUGAAGAUGAUCUUCAAGAGGAAGAAGAAGAAGAGGGGAAAAAGAGUUCAGUUAAGGUUUUGCCAUUGAAAGAACAAAUAAAGAGAUUGACAGCUAUGUUAGCAAACCUAGAAGAUUUGCUGAAGAAAUAUGAAGUACAAUCUGAGAAAUUACUUCAACAAAAACAAGAAGUUUUUGCAAAGAAACAACAAAUCUUAGCUAAUUUAGACCUUUGA